Lizanozyma spartinae is the source of this 2214-nucleotide messenger RNA. RefSeq lists its product as uncharacterized. Gene Ontology annotation, molecular function: protein binding. Bases 1 to 2214 code for a protein of 737 amino acids. NCBI's taxonomy places the organism in Eukaryota, Fungi, Ascomycota, Pichiomycetes, Serinales, Debaryomycetaceae. The transcript has a single exon. The record is from RefSeq and is a predicted model, not a curated record.
AUGGCAAGUGCCAAACGAAAUAGUGGAAAUAAGAAGAGAACUGCACUUCCACUCCAAGUUGAAAAGAGAGACACUAUGCGACGCAUUGAAGAGAAACGAGUAGAUAAUCUUCAACGUGAACAGAAAAGGAAAGUGGAAGCGAUCAGAGAUCUUACCAGAGAUGCCGUUCAAAUGCUUCAAGAAGAUAUGCCAAUAGAAUCGAUACCCCACAACAUUAACAGAAGGAAACUGACACCGACAAAGAGUGUAUUGAACAAAGAGACAGAUGAUAAAGCUGAUGAUAAUACUUUAGUGAGUAAAGUAUAUCUGACGCUUGAGGAAAGUCCCAACGAUGUAUUUGUUCCUAAGAAACAUGGCUUACUUCUUCCUAUAGUGGACUUACCGGAGUCAAUAUCAGAUAGACUCGGUUUGAGUGUUCAGUAUUUACUCAAUAAGCAAAACCAACAAUGGGACUUGGUGCUUAAUCAGUUACAACAAGAAGGUGGUUUUGUAGGACUACCAGUUGUAGAAGUUAAGAAGUUCAUUUACCAGAUUCCUUAUACCAGAAUUGGGCUGCUUAUACCCCAGUUGGAAAAGCUCUUGGAGGAAGCAGAUAUAAAGAAAUCAAGCAAGAUUAUCAACCAUUUCAUCAAAGGAUUAUCUGUUGGACCAACUAUCAGCGAAGGAACUCUCCAAGUGAUUGAACAGUACGCCAAGUACAUUACUGAUCAUAGGAAAAGACUAAAGCUGCUGACCUACCAGUUACUUGUUCAAGUCUAUGGUAAGUGUGGUGACAUGGAUAAGAUCAACAAGUGUUUAAAGGAAAUGCAAAGUCAUGGACUUAAACUCUCUAAAGAUGUCUACUCCAACAUCUUGAAAACAAGUGUCUACAAGAAGAAGGACCAUAAGUUGUCGGUUGAAUUAUUUGACUCCAUGAGGUUUUUACUGUUGGAAUCUCGUCCAACCACUGAAACUUAUCAAGACAUCAUUGUAUCUUAUGUGAACAAUGGUGACAUUGAAAAGGCAUUGGAUCUUUAUCAACAAAUGCUUGAUGAAGGGGUAGAACCCAAUCAACAAAUAUUGGUGGCUCUUGCUAGAGGUUGUUGCACUCACAAAGACUUUAAAUUCAAGUCUUGGGAUUUUGUCUUUGACAUUUAUAAGAAAGGCUGGCAACCUAGUCUUGAAACCUUUGAGUAUAUGAUUUAUUUGGCUGCUAGAGAUGGGGAUGUUUCACUUGCCAGAGCUUUAUAUUUAACAUUGAAUGAAUCCAAAGCUGUUACGUCAAGAUCAUUUGCAUUUUUACUUUUGGCCUAUAGUAAAAGUGCCUUGAAGGUGCCAGAGCAGGAGCGACCAUUGCCCACUCUAACGAUGCAUGAAGAUGGGAGAUUAUUUAGACGAAACAUUCUUUUGGGUAUGAAAUUUCCUAAGGCAGAUGAAGGUGAGCCUGCAUUUGCAUUGCCAUUGCUUCCAGUAGUUAACAUCACCUCUAGGGCAGAGAUAUUGGCAGAGACAAGUGCCCUAUGGGCACACUCGUUGAUAUUUAAUCGUCAAUUCCUCAACAAAGAGACGGUCAACUCGUAUCUUAAUGUGGCUGCUGAGAUGGGUGGUAUUGAAGAUUUCAAAGAUAGAUUUGAUAAUGCCACGUUUCUUGACCCUACUGGUCUUCAGCAACGUACCAGGGUUAUUAUAGAAGAAGUUGAAGAAGCUGCAGAAGCCAAUUUUGAACAACAAGAAGCUGAAGCUGAACAGAACUUAGCUGUAUCAACAACUAAAACCAAAGCACCAAUCUUAAUGGAAAUUAAUAAUGAGCAAACUAAAAUUCAAAGAAGCUCAUUAUCUUAUGUAAUUGCAUUGAAAGCAGCAGCUUACUUCAAUGACUACGACUUUGCUAAGAAAGUAUGGACGGAACGUGGUGAUUUCAGAAAGACUGAUGGGUUCCGGAAUCUUCUGUAUGGAACCAGAAAGUACCAAGAUUUUGAGUUUGCUAGUGCCAUGAUAACGUGUAUGGCUCGUAUGAACAUGCUUGACGAUUCGAUGGCAAUUCUUCUUUCAGUUUCCAAACAGUUCAAGUGGACCUGGAAGGAGCUACAUGAAGUCUACAACAAGUGUGCUGAGGUGGGUAAUGUUAACUACUGUAAGACAAUCAAAGGUGUGAUUCACUCGGCACAGCUGAAGUAUCACGGGAAGAUCUCCAAGGAUGAAUACCGUGUCUAUGCCGCCACUAAGGGAUACUAA